Molecule: messenger RNA, 8952 nt
Organism: Grus americana (Whooping crane)
Lineage: Eukaryota; Metazoa; Chordata; Aves; Gruiformes; Gruidae
Gene: RPAP3
Product: RNA polymerase II associated protein 3
Exons: 17
Coding region: 79-2253 (724 amino acids)
Molecular function (GO): protein binding
Source: RefSeq, a predicted model, not a curated record
GCGGAGGAGGCGUGGCCAGGCAGCGCGGAGGGCCGCGGACCGCGGGCCGUGAGACGAAGCGCGGUGGGGCACGGGCGCAUGCGCUGUGUGCCACUGCCUCUCUCCCUGCUGCUGUGGGGUCGCCGGGCCGCGGGGCCCGUCUCGCUGCGGGGCCGCGGGGCCGCGCUGCAUUCUGGGAGGAGGCUCGGCCGCGCGGGGAGGCCGUCCGGCGGCGGCAGAAGGAGGCGGGACCCGGCGCAGACUACAAUGAGUGCACCAAAUAAAGCACUAGAACUACAGCUGCAAAUGAAGCAAAAUGCUGAAGAGCUGCAGGAUUUUAUGAGAGAAUUGGAGAGUUGGGAAAAAGAUAUUAAAGAAGUGGAUUCUGAACUAAGGAAACAGAGUGGUGUCCCAGAAGAGAAUUUGCCACCAAUUCGAAACAAGGCUUUUAAGAAAAAGAAGAAAAGCAAAAGUAAAGUCCCUUCAAAGAUAACCACUGAGGAAAACAAGAAAAACAAGAUCAAGUCUUACGAUUACGAAGCAUGGGGAAAACUUGAUGUGGAUAAAAUACUUGAAGAACUUGAUAAAGAAGAUAGUACUCAUGAUUCUGUAUCUCCAGAAUCAGACUCUGAAGAAGAUGGAAUUCGUAUAGAUGCAGAGAAGGCUCUUGCAGAGAAGGAAAAGGGUAAUAACUACUUUAAACAAGGGAACUUUGAUGAAGCUAUAAAAUGCUACACUAGAGGGAUGCAUUCUGAUCCAUACAAUCCAGUAUUGCCCACAAACAGAGCAUCGGCUUUUUAUAGAAUGAAAAAGUUUUCCGUUGCAGAAUCUGAUUGCAAUUUAGCACUUGCUUUAGAUAAAAAUUACACAAAGGCUUAUGCCAGAAGAGGAGCUGCUCGCUUUGCUUUGAAAAAUCUUCAAGGUGCUAAAGAAGAUUAUGAAAAAGUUUUAGAGCUGGAUGCAAACAACUUUGAAGCAAAAAAUGAACUGAAGAAAAUUGAUCAGGCUCUGUCAUCAAAACAAAGCUCAGAACAGAAAGACUUUGAAUAUGUGGUCAGACCAGAAUUAACAGACGAAGAGAAGCAGCGCGUUGAAGACCAGCAGCUCAAGCAGAAGGCUAUUACUGAAAAAGAUCUGGGUAAUGGUUAUUUCAAAGAAGGAAGGUAUGAGGCUGCAAUAGAAUGUUAUACACGUGGUAUAGCAGCAGAUGGCACCAAUGCGCUUCUGCCAGCUAACAGAGCCAUGGCCUAUCUAAAGAUUGAAAAAUAUGAAGAGGCAGAAAAUGACUGUACGCAAGCUCUGCUCUUAGAUGCCUCCUAUUCUAAAGCCUUUGCCAGAAGAGGAGCUGCCAGAGUUGCUCUUGGAAAGCUAAAAGAAGCUAUGCAAGAUUUUGAAGCUGUUCUGAAGUUGGAACCUGGAAAUAAACAAGCAAUAAAUGAACUCACUAAAAUAAGGAAUGAAUUAGCUGAGAAAGAACAGGGGACUCAUCAAGAAUAUCCUGCAGUGCUGAUAAAAGAAGCAGAAAUAAAAAAUAUAGUGAAACUGAUUGAUAAUCCAUUACACCUGAAAUCAACAAAGCCUUUGCGAAGAAUAGCCAUUGAAGAAAUUGAUGAUGACACACCAAAUAGUGAUUCACCCAGCACUACUUCUUUAGUCAAUAACUGGAGGAAUUCAAUGAGUGUUGAAACAACAGAGAAUCUAGAUCAGGAUGAUCAGUUGACUACAAUGGACAUUCCAAAAGCAAAGCACUUGAAAAUAGAAGAAAUCAGUGAUACAUCACCAUUACAGCUUCCUGCUAGAGUGAAAGGAAUUCCAUCAAUGUCGCAUCCAUCUUUUCCUGUGAAUGAACAGAGAGAAAAAGAAAUCAAAAGGUCAUUUAGAUCUGCUUCUCCAGUCCCUGCCAUUCCUGCAAAUUCUUUCCAGCUUGAGUCUGACUUCAGGAAGUUGAAAGACUGCCCGGAAAACAUGUACUUGUACCUGAAGCAAAUAGAGCCUUCACUUUAUCCAAAACUGUUCCAGAAAUCCUUGGAUCCAGACUUAUUUAACCAGAUACUGAAAAUUCUGCAUGAUUUCUACAUUGAGAAAGAGGAGCCAUCACUCAUCCUUGAAAUCCUCCAGAGGCUAUCUGAAUUAAAAAGAUUUGAUAUGGCAGUAAUGUUUAUGUCAGGCUCAGAGAAAAAAAUUACACAGGUAUUAUUCAAUCACGUGAACCACAUGGGAUUGAAAGAUACUUCUGUUGAACAAUUGGAGAAGAAAUAUGGCAUUUUCUCUUAGCGAGAUUACCUACGUGUAAAUUUCUGUUUCUGCACUUCUUUCAUGUGGAAAUCAGCGGAAGAAGCCUCUAGAGACUGGAAUUUUGUUGCUUUUGUAUAAGUAAUGAAACUCUUAAACUUGGUUUAGCCAAAUGGCAAGUGCCUGAAGAGAAAAUUAUCUAGUUCUGCAGGUACAUUUGCUUUCCAGCACCUGAAACAAUACAGAUCUACAUUGUCUUCAGUGGAAUCUAUUUGCCUAAAAAACAAUUUGGCAGAUUGGCAUUCAGGAUUGGGAUGUAGAUAGAUCUUUAUUAAAAGGAAAAAAAAUAUUUAUGAACGUGUCUUUGGUAAGAAUCAAAUGGUAUAUACUACAAAUGCGCAUGUUUUUUAUUUUAGAAAAUAAACUGAAUGUUGAAGAUACUUAAUUUUUACGGAAUUUUUUUUAAGGUUCCUAAAUCACUGUUCUCUAAGGAUGCACCACAUCAGAACAUGUAGUGUGCAAAGAGAACCUGAGGUAUGAUGGCCAAAAAAUUCCAGAAUUCUUUUACUUGAGUUUAGCCAAAAGCUGACAUUGAGCAUUGACAGCUGAUACAUUCCUGUGAACUUCAAUUGUAAUUGCAGAAUUAAAGUAUAGGGAAAAACACUUUUUGUCAUCUUUGGAGAGUACUUUUAAAAUAAUCUGAUGAAACUUACCCUUUGGGUCAGUCUUUCCUAACCAGGUAAAGCUCUUAAGGAGCAUCGGAAAGCUAAGCAGAAUACCUUUCUAGUAUGAAGAUGACAAAGGCAUGAAAUCUCCUGAAAUUCUUAGAUAAGAAAUAACAUGAGGCAUAAUAAAAUAGUCAUACUGUGCACAUGACCAGAAGAUGGAAAUAACAGCACAUGUCAAGUAUGUUGUAAGAUUUAACUGUAGUAUCCAAGUAGUGGCGUCUAAAAAUUUGCCUGUGUCUCUAGUCUUGACCACUAUCUCUUUUCAUCCUGCUGAUACUAAUACUCUGUCAGGUUGCUUUCAUCCUGAUUCAGCCCUUGUGCUUUACUGAUGCUUCUCUGACUGUGGAAGCCUUCUGACAUUAAUGCUUUUGUUUUGGUAGUUGUGCUCUUUUUCAGAGGAAUGAUUAAGCAGCUAUAGCUUUCAAACAGAAUUCAAACUUCCAAGAUGGAUGAAUAGGAAAAGGUAUGAAUGUUAUCUUCUGUGUAGUCAGUAUUACGAAACUAAUACUAAAAAACAUUUGCAGCUGUGUAAUGUCCUAGUUCAGAUAUAAUCUGGGUUUAAAAAAAAAAAAAGUAACUGAGCUACAUCCUUGGGCUGGGUAGCAACUGACAUGAAUGGAGCACUAGAUCCCUAAAGUAGCUUCCAACUAGCUCUGGAACUGAGCACUAGGAGAAUAGCCAGUGUUACUGGGAAAUGGAACAGAUUUUAUAUAACAGUGCUUGCGGCUUACGUACAAUAUGAACUGUUGUUACUAGGUGUGUCCAAGGUUACUUGAUAACUGUCUAUUUCUUCCCCUUGUUGUAAAGCCCUUCUGAUAAUGUAUCAGGGAUACUGCUGUAACUAAUAGAAGCUGAGGGGGGUGGGGAGUAGUUAUCGCAGUAAUUUUAUACACCUUUGUAGAUACAGCAUACUCUCUUAUGGACUGUGAAGAGUUGUUCAGCGUAGAGCAGAGGUGUACGCCUGAGUAGGUUAUACUAGUAGCUCAAAAGCUGCUUCUUGAAGGCCGUUGGAUGAAAAUAGGUGGUUGUAAUAUGGAUCCUUGACAGUAAAAGCAAGAUGAUAGCAGAGAGAUUUGAAAACUGUAGGCCAGGAAUCACCUGCAACUCCACUUCAUCCAGUCUGCUAUGCUUCUAAUGAAAAUAAGCUGCUAUAUUUGGUUUCUGCUCCCACUCCUACUUUUACAGAGAUUGCUCUUAAGCAUUUGUAUGCAAUAAGGAAGGCUGAUUAAAAGGAAGCUAUUGAAGCAUGUAGGAUUUGCUGGGGUGGAUGGGUGGACCUGCUUUACGUUGCUACUUAGGCACCAAGAUUUAUCUUACAAGUGGUAGUGUACUGUAGCCUUUUGUUUCCAUUUUUAAAUGCAACAUCCAACCAUGACUUGCGAAGUCCCUGAGGUUUCUUUUCAGUGUAUAGAAAACAAUGCAAGACAGAGCACAGAACAUGGGUGUUCAGAGAACUGCUAGCUUUACUUGCUCCAGGAGAUGGCAGUGUCUUUCCCUUCUAAAUUGCUAAAGAUUGGCAAAUCUCUGAAUUGAAGAAUUUAAUGAAACAUGGAGAAAAUUUGUAGAUCUGAAGUCAAGAAUUAUUUUGGGGGAGAUAAGAGGAUUUUUUAAUUGGGAGGGGGGUUCUGUUAUUUCUGUUGUGUCAGGAGAAAAAGUCUAAAGUAAACAGUGUGUGACAGUUAAACAGCGUGAAAUACUUCAUAGCCCUGUGCCUUUAUGACAUUCAAGGUGUGAAAAAUCUAAGAUCAUGUUUGUUGCAGUGACUGAUUCAAAAUUGACUUUUGAAUGAUUACUUAUCAGUACUGAAUGUUAUAUUUUUCUAGAGAACUUUUUAACUUGUCAAGAUAACUUUUUAAUUUGAAUAUUGUCCUCCAGUAGAUCCAGAAGACACCCAAACUCCAUAUUGUCUAUUGAUUUCAUCAUCUAGGUUGUUAGAAUAUCAAUGGAUCUGAUCCUAGGACAUAGUUCUGCAGAAUAUCCUUACAGCUUUCUGUUUUGACAGUAGACUGUGAUUUAUUUAUUUGUUUUCUUUCUCAUAACUCUAGCUAGUUCUGCGUUCAUCCAGUAAUAGUUUCAUCUGAGCUGUGUUUUUCUGUCUUGCUUAUAAGAAUGUCCUGUAAUAGUCAGACAUCACAAUAAAGGUACUUUGUCUACUGCUUUUUCAUUACACUGCUGUGGAAGAAAGGAGUUUAACAUGGCCAAGAAAAAGCUAACUUGUGUCAGUUACUGUGGAAAGCAUAAGUGAGUAUAGUUUGAGUACUUGUUCCAAAAUAUUUUUUAGAAUUAAAAAUUAAAUGGUCUUGACUCUAGUCAGGAAGUUUUUGCUGCUUUUCUUCUUCCCUGCCUUUCUGUUUUAAAAAAAGGCAUUUCAGCUUGCCACUUCUCAAAUACAACUACUGCUACUGGUUUUGAGGUUACUUUUAAAACGUAUCUUAUUGAUAAACAUUAACACAUCAAUUUUUAACAUACCUUAUAGAGAAGUCUUUGGGGUCCAGAGAACCUGAGAACAUCUAACUUCAGGAAACUUACAUUCUAACCCAUUCUUUUCUUUUACUAGGCAGAGAUCUUUCUUUGUCAAUGAUGUGAGUACAAUUGCAUGUAGUUGCCAUCACUAGGGAAUACUGAAGUGAAAACAGCCAUCGAACAGUUAAUUGCUAAUGUCAUCAGCUGUCAGUUUUUCUUCCAUCUUGCAUAGCUAACACUUCCCUUUUUUUUUUUUUAAUGCAGGUGCACUUGCAGAGCAAUGUCAUCUUACUCUUGUCAACUGCUGCUUAACUUUGUUUUCCUCUUUUGGUUCUGAUACAGCCCCUGUGUUCUCUUGUUGCUUCUACUUAAUAAUUCUUAAGUAAUCUCUUCUAAUUUCCAUUACUUACAUCUCUUCUGAGAUCACUGUUGGUCAGGUUGGUCCUUUUUUACACUUGCUAUCCUUUUUCACAUUGGCAUAAUUUGAGCUUGUUAUCUUGAUAGCAUUUAUUUGGGAACUUCCAGGUCUCAUGUACCCUUUUCCUCCCACAAAAUCUUACUGAGCAGUGUUAGAACAGAGGAAGAAGUAGAAAGAAGGCUAAGUGCAUGAAGCUUUCAAAGUGGCAUUUAGGUGCUGUGAUGUCUAGGCAGCUUGAGAUUGCUCUGCCAUCAGUAUUAGAAACUAAGAAUUUGGGGUGUACAUCCGCUUUUCUCUCCUCCACCUAUGUCCCAUCUGAUGGCAACUGUAACAAACAGCAAUGAAGGAGGCUAUGCCAGUCUUCUGCCAGUGAAGGUUUUUUUUUUCUUUCAGUAAAUUAGUGCUUUUCUAGGAACAGCAAGAAGGGCCUUAAUAAAAACAUAGGGCUGCAUAUUUGUUGAUUCUCACUUCUCCCCAGAUUCACCCUGUAGUUUUCCUCUUGUAGCAGCUGUCAAUCACACUAUUAUUUCUCUGAUCUUAUGGAACCAAUGGUGUUCUGAACUGCAUUGUAUCACUGCUGCCUUUGCAUGAUUCUUUCGUAACUUCCUUAAUGUGUCUUUCUCAGAGUUAUGUUAUUCAGAGAACAAAAUUACCCCUCAAAAUGUUUUAUUAUUGAUUAUCCUUGAGGGAGCAGGAAACUAGCCUGACUUCUCGGGAACACAUCCUAAGUUUGAAUCUAGUCUUUGUUUAAUAUCAGCAGGUGCAAGUCUGCCAUAGGAACUGGAAUUGCAUUAAUGAUUAAUCUGACCUUAUCUGCUUUGCUGGUUAGGCUUAGGGAAAAUAUGACUUUUGGAAUAAAAUGUGAAAUUGUGUAUUUCACUGUUGUCACAUCUCUUAAGUAUGCAAUUCAGCCUGAUUGCAGCAGUGAAGUUGUGUGGAUUUUAUGCAUCUGUCUGUUCCUUUUUCUUUGUACUAUUUCACGUAAACCAUUUGUAUCAGACCUUUCUCAUUACAUCUGUCACCAUGUGCCGAUUCUCUCUCUCUGAAUUUGAGUCUUCCGUUUCACAGUGCCCUUUCUGUUUUCCCUCAGGUUCAAAACAUUGCAUUCUCUACUGCCUUCCCUCUCCUGUCAUUAGCUGCAAGCAGCUUAGCCUCUAAAAGUGUCAUUUGAAGGCUCCUUUUAGUUUUCUAAAAAUUUCUGCUCAAGGCUCUUUGUUUCUGAAAGCUCCUUUCAACAGCUCUGCUUCUUAAGGCUCCAUUUUGUAGGAAUAUUCCUCUCUAGUGUCUGGCUUUAUAAACUGAAGCAAGUACAGCAUAGAAACCAAGGGAAUUCCUUUUUGUAUUUUUUUUCUUCCUUCCUGUUCAAGUGGCUGCUGAGUUCAGUUGUGGUUGGAUACACAGGAAUAUUUUGCUUUCUUAACAGUAGCAGAAAGUAGUGUUUGCUUUCCAGACUUCAUCUUCAAACUUCCAACCUUCUGAUCUUUCUUCUGAUAGCUGUUACAUUACUAAAGUUUAAGGUGGCAAGGUAGAAGAUAAAUUUGAUUCCUUAUUCCUUUAUGCCAAAUAAGUCUACCUGCAUUUUAAAGGAAGAAGUGCAAUUAGGCACAAAUACUGAUUACCGUAAACAACUAGGUAUACAAAAGUUUUGCUUGUCCUGAUGCGAUAGGGCAGGUUAGUGUUCUGUAUAAACUAUUACAUUAAAAUCCUUUGUGGCUACAUCCUUUGAUGGGAGCUACAUCCUUUGAUGGGAGCUGAGCAGUAGAUCAGAGUCUAAGUGAGGAAACCCACAAGAAAACCCAAACAAUCAAAAACCAAACUAAAAAACCCCAGAUUUUUUUGCUUUUAUAUGUAUUCCAGUGAGCUGGUUUUGGUUGGGAUAGAGUUAAUUUUCUUUAUAGUAGCUAGUACAAGGCUGUGGUUUGGGUUUGUGCUGGAAACAGCAUUGAUAACACAGGGAUGUUUUAGUCACUGCUGAGCAGUGCUGACACAGAGCCAAGGCCUUUUCUGCUUCUCACCCCACCCCACCAGCGAGGAGGCUGGGGGUGCACAAGGAGUUGGGAGGGGACACAGCUGGGACAGCUGACCCCAACUGACCAAAGGGAUAUCCCAUACAAUAUGAUGUCAUGCUCAGCAUAUACAGCUGGGGGAAGGAGGAGGAAAGAGAGGACGUUCGGAGUGAUGGUAUGUAUCUCCCCAAGUCACCGUUACAUGUGAUGGAGCCCUGCUUUCCUGGAGAUGGCUGAACACCUGCCUGCCCAUGGGAAGUGGUGAAUGAAUUCCUUGUUUUGCUUUGCUUGUGUGUCCAGCUUUUGCUUUACCUGUUAGAUUGUCUUUAUCCCAAGCCACGAGUUUUCUCACCUUUACUCUUCUAAUUCUCUCCCCCAUCCCGCCAAGCGGGGGGGGGGGGGGGGGGGGGAGUGAGAGAGUGGCUGUGUGGGACUUAGUUGCCAGCUGGGGUUAAAGCAGGACACAGUAGUGACUGCUUGUACUUCAGGUUGCAAGGGCAUGUACUCAGAAGCAGCUUCCUCCCUAAAGAAUCAGCAGUCUAUACAAAUAUCAACAAAAAGCAGAGAAGGACAAAAUAGUUGAUUUGCCUGGCUGUGAUUGUGAUGGGAGAAUGGUAUCUGACUCCCCAAGUCGAAAUCGAGUGUCUUUCUGUCUACCAGGCUGAGUACUCAGUUUGACAAGUGGUUCUUGAACUUGAGUUAUAAUGAAUUGCUAUCACUUUUGGAAAAGUCAGGAACACUUUGCUGACUUCAGGGAAGUGUACUCCAGAGUCUUUGUUGGGAAGUGGAAAUGCUGCCAACUUUUUCUAAAAUAGCCUGAAGUUCAGAUUUUGAAAUAAGAAGUAAUGAGCUACUGCUGUCUGCUGAAGCCUGUGAGUAACACCAUGUAGCACGUGAGCCUUGAGGACACCAAUUUGGUCCUUGGUAUUAAGAUUUCUUUGCAUUUUGUGAUUGGAUUCUGGUGGUUGUGAAAAUUAGCGAGGCUAUUAUAGGGUUGCAUAUUAAAUGCAAUAUUUAAGUGAAAAUGUGUGUGUGUUUUCAACAGAUGGGUAAAAACAUUUUAGGGGAUAUUUUCUGUACAAUCUGUAACAAAGAAAGGACAUGAAAUAAAUGCUUAAGAAUUUGC